AUGACGGAAACAUGCCAUAAAAUCAUCAUGGGGCUACAUAACUUCCUGAAGGAGUAUAUUCAUGGUUUUUGGGACUAUGAGACCCCCAAGGUGAUGGUGGUUAAGAACAGAACUCUUGGCGUGAUUUACAGGAGUGUUCAGUUUCUUGUGAUCACUUAUUUCAUAUGGUAUGUCUUUAUAAGUCAGAAAGCAUACCAAGAGAGCGAAACCCGUCCAGAGAGCUCUGUUUAUACUCUCAUGAAAGGCUCAGCAAUUCAUGGAGAUGAGAUCCUGGACACUGUGGAGUAUGCCCGACCCUCAGAGGGUGGCGAUGUGAUUAGCACAAUACUGAGACGAGAGUUCACGUUCAAUCAGAGACAAGGCACCUGUGCUGAGCAUUUUAAUGUUGCCGAUGCCAACUGCACCACCGAUUCUGACUGCGUUGAAGGGGAAGUCGACUUCAAUGGCCACGGCAGAAGGACGGGCAGAUGUGUUCAGUACUACAACCACACCUUUAAAACCUGUGAGAUACAAAGCUGGUGUCCGAUUGAGGAAUACGCUGUAGUACGAGAACCACCAUUAGAGGAGGCCAUCAAUUUCACAGUGUUCAUCAGGAACUCUAUCCACUUCCCCAAAUUUAAAGUGCUGAGGGGAAAUAUUAAGGAUGCCCGAAACAAGCGAGACAUUAAGAGAUACCUGAAUAAGUGUCACUAUGAUGAGGAGAGUGACCCCUACUGUCCCAUCUUCCGCUUGGGAUACAUCGCAGCACAAGCGAGGGAAAAUUUUAGUGAGCUCUGCAACACCGGAGGAGUGAUCGGUGUUUUCAUCAACUGGAAGUGUAACUUGGAUCUGGAUCCGUCACACUGUAAACCCACAUACUCAUUCCGUCGCCUUGACCUCCGAAAGGAUCUGCCCGACGCUGGUUAUUAUUACAGGUUUGCCAAAUAUUACAGUAAGGAUGGGGAAGAAACUCGGACACUAAUCAAGGCCUAUGGCAUCCGUCUAGAUAUCAUAGUUCAUGGACAUGCUGGUAAAUUUAGUCCUAUUCCAACCAUCAUCAGCACAGUGACUGCUAUGACUUCUGUUGGGAUUUGUACAAUAAUCUGCGACUGGAUCAUGCUGACAUUUAUCGACAAGAAUGAAGUCUACAGUGAGAGAAAGUUUGAUGAAGUGAUCAAGGAGCCCAAAAAUACCAUACCCACAGAGCUCAGCUACAUCAACAGCUUUGGCUCAAACCAUUCUGACCUGUCAGACGGCGUACCGCUGUGA
Molecule: messenger RNA, 1248 nt
Organism: Pelmatolapia mariae (spotted tilapia)
Lineage: Eukaryota; Metazoa; Chordata; Actinopteri; Cichliformes; Cichlidae
Gene: p2rx2
Product: purinergic receptor P2X, ligand-gated ion channel, 2
Exons: 12
Coding region: 1-1248 (415 amino acids)
Biological process (GO): calcium ion transmembrane transport; response to ATP
Cellular component (GO): signaling receptor complex; nuclear inner membrane; plasma membrane
Molecular function (GO): ATP binding; extracellularly ATP-gated monoatomic cation channel activity; purinergic nucleotide receptor activity
Source: RefSeq, a predicted model, not a curated record